GUUUGCAAUACAAAUUAAAACUCUAAUAUAUGAAGAAUUAAUUAAUUACGGAAAUAACAACACCUCCUCUAUUAUCGUUAUGUGGUAACUUGGAACACACAGACGAAAUUGAACUUUAAAGCAACCCACUGCUAAAAAUAUUAAAAUGAGUACCGACAGCGCCGAGGAAUCGGUGACCAAUGCCAAUGUUCCGCAUAUGGAGAUCAACAUAUCAAACACCAACAUCAGUGGCCAGAUCGUUUUAAAUGACGUGCUGCUUAUGGAGAUGAUCUGUCGGUAUCCCUUCCUCAUUAUUCCGGAGGUGGAACCCCAACUGGACGUAGACUACAACGCCUGGGGAUGGGAUCAGCUGGCUAAGUCCUUUAACCAAAAGUACGAGGGCGUUGAGCUGAGUGCUCCGUUCUCCGUAAGUGACCUACGGCUGCGGUGGGUGAAACUGCGUCCGCUGAUUAGUGCCUUGGCUAGUGCCACAGGGCAAAUCCCUGAUCCCCUGUGGCGGGUGAUGAACAACGUGCACAACCGCAUGCAAGCGGAGAAGCCCCCGGAUGUGCCGAAAACCAAGUGCCAGGAUUUUCUGCUUAGUCAGUUGACCUUCAUGAAAUCUCUGUCGCAAUCGGAACGCCGGCGUUUAGAAGUCGAGGUCCUCGACCUCAUCCUAGAACAGGAGCGCCUAGAAAAAGCCACUCAAGAGCUAGGUCCUAAGGAGCUGGAGACAGCACAGAGUGAAUACGACGAGUUUCUCAAAGCAAUACGGGUUAAAGAGCUUCCAGCAGACACUUUACUCCGUUCGACGAUUGAUGCAUUUCGCAUUAGCCCUCACUCAAACCCUAGUAUAAUAAAUGCCAAUAAAAGGAGUGUGGGAAGUAGCAGGACAAUCAGCGAUAAUGGUAUUCGCAAUGGAUCAAUUGAUGUCGAAAUCAAAACAGAAGUAGCGGACGAACCUGAAAAUAAGGAUGUAAGCAAAUUUGACAAGCGACCGACUGAAACACCCCGCUACGUUCCACUUAAAAGCGCCAAAUAUUACAUUAAAAGUUGUCGGAUCCGGGUGAAACGAGUGGAUUUUGAAGAUCUUUUACCUUCAGUUAGAAUCCGGCGCUCCAGAAGGCCUACGCUGAGAACAUGACUUUCUUUCGUAUAAAAUGCACAUAAGUUUAUUAAAAAAUACAUUACUAUAAAUUACAACUUAAAACUAUUGUAUAA
Molecule: messenger RNA, 1200 nt
Organism: Drosophila santomea
Lineage: Eukaryota; Metazoa; Arthropoda; Insecta; Diptera; Drosophilidae
Gene: Lhr
Exons: 1
Coding region: 146-1123 (325 amino acids)
Molecular function (GO): DNA binding
Source: RefSeq, a predicted model, not a curated record